Symbiodinium pilosum is the source of this 1695-nucleotide messenger RNA. The record is from the annotation of a GenBank genome assembly. Lineage: Eukaryota; Dinophyceae; Suessiales; Symbiodiniaceae.
GAUGACACGGAGGAUCAGCAGCCCGGUGGCUCUGAUGCAGAAGCUGCUGAAGGCGAUCCUGACAAUGACAAUGAGGAUGAAGAACAGGAACAUGCUGCAAGGGAUGGCGGUGGCAGGGAAGGUGCAGCAGGAGACCAAGCACGUCCGAAGACCAAGACCGAACUGCAGAAGCUACGCGAAAGCUUCCAGAACACCUUGCACUUGUGUGGGCAUUUCUACGCAGAUCGAAUAUUGCAGAGAGAGAUGCGCAUGGUCAGCAUAGCCUGCAGGCCUCUGAGGAUGUCAUACAGCGAGACGCUGAAGCUCCAGGGCAGCCAGGCUGGCUCAGUGGAGUUCCGUGCUGCAAGGGCAAGCGGUGCCUGGUUCAAGACGGUGAUGGCCACCCUGGGCCUUAUCCAUGACACGUCUGGGUUGGAGCGGUUCGGUGUGACAGUUUCAGCUUCGGCGGCUGCUGUUGCUGACAACGACAAUCUCCAGACGGAGAGUUGGUUCAUGGAGGAGUGUGAUCUCGUGGCUACGUUCUGGAAACUUCUGGUGGAGUUGGCAUCUUCGAGAUGCUGGUCGCAAGUGCAGUUCAGCACGCUCCUGCCCAGUGCACUGGCUGCAGUGCUGCAUGAGGACAAUGGUCCAGGAAGUCUCGCGCAACAUCUGUUGCUUCAGCUGCGGGAUGUUUGGAAUGCUGUGGUCAAAGCAGAACAGGCAUCAUCAACUGACUCCAGAAUGCCGCCCAGUGCGAAGGCUGAGCUGAAGCGUGUUCUGCUGGAUCUUGGUUGGAACCGGGUUCAAGUUUCCAGAGAAGCAAUGCUGGAGUGUGCAGCAGCUGGCUGGCAAGCUUCACACCCACAGGUUCAAGCCCAAGCAACGGCAUUGUUUGCGGGACCAGCGCAAACGAAGCAGCUUGAAGACCUUUUCGCGCAUUUGGCGUCGGUAGCCCGGGCAAGCAGUUUGCCAACUUACUUCACUGUGGACGAUGAUGAUCGCAGCAGGGUGCCCAUGUGGGUAUGGAACAGCAAACUGGUGGAUUCUGAGUGGAAGCGCUACAUGGUCAAGGUGGCACACCCCCUUGAAGUUCCUGCAGACCUCCGCGGAUAUGGCAUUGUUCUUCAGAGAAUCGGCCCAGCAGAGAACAUUGUGAAGGGGGCUUUGCAGUCCGGCAUCUUUCUCAGCAAGGCACAGCUUCAGAAGCUCCAGACGGAGUACAAGUUCGAGCUUCCAGGCAAGGGCUGCGGCAGCGGCAAAGGCGGCAACCUGGUAAAACUUGACUAUGCAGACCGCCUCCUUACCUAUAUGUUCGGGGCUGAGCUGCCGCAACUCGAGCGGAAGCGCAUGCUGAGCUUCCUUCUCGGCAAAGCAUGGAACCGUUUAGGCAAGGGCGCCAAGCAUGCCCAGGAGAUACUUCAAGCCUUCAAAAGCCUUGAUCCUCAGGAUCAACCCACGUUCACAGAGUUGGCCGCCGUCGCGGCUGAUGAAGAGAAGCUGACCAAUGUCCGCAGCAAACGGGUUGACAUCAAGGCUGUGCAUGCUAGCCCAGCACACCUGACAUCGAAGGAGCUGGCAGGGCUGCUGCCACAAGGAAAGGGCUUCACCUGCCGUUUCAACCGACACCCUGUGGAGCAGAGGUAUCAAGUCUUCGUCUUCCAUGCUGCUACUGGAAUCUCAGCAGGAUUUAUUAAAUUAUUACCAGCCAGCAGCUAA